Messenger RNA from Suhomyces tanzawaensis NRRL Y-17324, 4326 nucleotides. RefSeq names its product mitotic regulator (gene LTE1). The transcript is spliced from 3 exons. Lineage: Eukaryota; Fungi; Ascomycota; Pichiomycetes; Serinales; Debaryomycetaceae. The annotation marks the transcript as partial. Gene Ontology annotation, cellular component: plasma membrane. The record is from RefSeq and is a predicted model, not a curated record. Gene Ontology annotation, molecular function: guanyl-nucleotide exchange factor activity. Gene Ontology annotation, biological process: Ras protein signal transduction; positive regulation of GTPase activity.
GUGCAAGAUCAACUAGUCCACCCUGACUUCAUCUACAACAAGCACAACGAGUCGAUCUUCGACGACGAACGCAUCUUCCCGUGCUUGCACCUGGGCCCAGCCACCGACAACAUCGUCAAGUUCGACGACAACAACCCCGAGUUGAUCAACAGUGCCACCCUCAAGGCGUUGUUGGUUCAGCUCACCUCCCCCGAAGUCAUUGACUACAACUUGAUCUGCGACUUCUUCCUCACAUACAGAGUGUUCGUGGCCAGCGAGGAGGUCAUGAACCUCUUGUUGACCAGGUUGAUCUGGGCCUUGCAGUACAUCAAUUCCAACGUCGAGUCCAACAAGAGAAUAGGUAAGCUUGUAUUGUUGAGAACAUUCGUGGUAUUGAGACACUGGAUCCUCAACUACUUCGUGGACGACUUCGACCCCAACAACGCCUUGUGUGACUUGUUCGUUUCCACCAUCAACAGAAUCACCAUCGAGUCCAAUCUUAUCUGCAACAAGAUCUCCGACGAAGAGGACCAGGCCCAGAAGAUGGUGUUCGAGAAGAAGAUCUUGAGCGACUUGAAAAUACAUUGGUUGAAUCUCGUCAACGAGUUUUGGAAGGUCAAUGUCGAUAUCGACCUGAUCGUCCAGUCGCAUGACAUAUUGACCUAUAGUUUACCCUCGAGCUCCGAGAUCCCAAACACAAAAAGACUAUCAAAAACCAACACGGAAAUGUCUCUUCAUACCAACCCAUCUUACAGAAGAUCAGCCAUGCUCUCAUUGUAUGACAAAAAGGCCUUGCAUAAAUGUAUUAUCUUUGAUGAUGUUAAUAACCAAGACGAAAAUCCUCAGUACUCGAUCAACAAUUUGUUGCUUCAACAUCAAUCCUCAAGACAAUCAUUGAAUAUUAAAUUGAAAGAGUUACAACUGCAACAUGACAAGCAAGGCAAGUCUCCGAUUAUCAACAACUUCCAACAUAAUCACAUGAACUUGAAGGACUCUUCUCUCACAUUGAAGAAGACUAGUUCCAAUAUGAACACUUCAAUUGAUAAGGAAGUAACUGAUGAACCAGCAGAUUCUUCGCCAGAGGACCCUGUAACCACUCCCAAGAAACAAGCUCAAUCUAAGCCUAAGCUGGAACCAAGUGGGUUUUCUACUAAUGGAAAUGUCAGAUUGCCCAACUCUAAAGUAACCCAAAUUUUACCACCCACGCCAGUUAAGAAAAUGGACUAUGUAAUUAAGGGGACAAGUGAAUUCAGAUCUUCGUUAAAUGGGUCACCACGUAAGAAUCUGAUGAGUCAGCCUCCUCAUGUGGAUUAUAGCUCAAAUGCUGUGGACAGAAAGAAAUCAAUCAAGAAGUUCAUGGAUGGAUGGAAAAGAACAAUCAUUAACACUGCUCAUUCUCACAACCGUAGUCAUAACGAUGAGUUGAUUUCACAUAAAACAAUUGACAACGAAGAUAUCGACGCAGUAAUUACUGAUGCUCUCAAUAACAUCGAGGAUGAAAAACAAGAAAUAAUAGGGCAUAGAGUUGAUGUUUUGAGUGCAAGAAUAAUUGAUGAGUUGGAAUAUCUUUUGAGAUAUUACAUACGAAAUGAUGUUUCUCCAGGAAUAAUAAUUGAGGAUGAUAGACAGCAAAGUACAAAGCAGCUGAAUGAUGAUUUACCUAGUGCUAAUAUAGAUGAUAUUGAUUACGAGGAACAUGAGCAGCUAGGUAUUGAUGUGAUGGGAUCUCCCGCCAAAAAACCAAGGAUUUCCAGAAACAUGACUGAACUGUCAAUGAACGCGGAAAUUGAUAAUAUCAUAGAUGAGGAUGAAGUAGUUCCCCAGGAAAAUGAAAAUGAAGAAGACAUGGAUAUCAAUGAUUUAUCUGAUCUAAACAUCAUCAAGAUAGAUAACCUCAUAAAUGUCAAAAGAAGCAACGAGGAGAAGAAUCAAAAUAGAUUACAAUCCAUUAACCCUCAGAUCGGAGGUUCAAGUGAAAACUUCUUGCCUGAAGCAUUGGUUGACAACUCACAGGAAUCUUCAUUCCAAAAAGCUGCAAGUAUCAAUUGGAAUGAUGAAGGAAACUUAGACUUAGAGAAUUCAGAAGUUCAAGUGAAUAAUUCUGCUGAUUCGAACGUAUUCAAUGAUGAUGGAGAAACUUCAAAUAGACCAGAUAUGUCAGAGAGAAUGUUAAAGUCAGCUACCCAAUACUUUGAUGUUAGCACGGAGUUGCCAAAUCCUCCCGAAAUGCACUUCAGUGAGUUUCAGAAUACUAGUAAUUCUUUUGAUACGUCAAUCUCAACACCAAGUAACAUUACCCAGUAUGAUGCCGAUAUUGCUGAAUUGGGUAUUGCCUUAAGUCCACAACUGAUUCAACAACAGACAAUCAAGAGAAUAAGUUUCAACGAUCAUAGCAGUUUUCAACGGGCAUCUGGAAUUUCUAGACACUCGGGAGGCUCGGCAUUUAAGAGGGACUCUGUAUCAAGAAAUUCGAAUGGCUCUGUGUUCAGAAGGGAUUCCAUGAAAUCAUACAUUAGUUAUGAUUCCGCUUUUUCAGCAUCAAAUGGCUCCAGGAACUCCAUGAGAGAUAAUGGACCAUUGAAGAAGAUGAACGGCUUCAAUAACUUGAGAACUUUGGCAGGUCCAACGUUUACGGAAAGAAACUCAUUGGAUUUACCUGUUAGAAUAAAAACGGGUUCCAUUGGGUCAAUUAUAUCUAGAUCGUCUUCGGUGAGGAGAAGUGUGCGUUUUAGCACGCUAUGUGCUUUAACAGAACUUCCUUUCAGUAAUUAUCAAACGGAAUCCAUUGUCGAAAAGAAAAACUCCGUCUUACAAAGAUCUUCAAAGCUGUCUGAUGUGGCUGACAGUUCGAUCUUUUCUGUGGCUAUGAAGAGUAGGAAAAACUCAAACAAAACCAACACUGAAAAUUUACAUUCAAGUAACAACUCUUCAGCGAAUUCAAUUGCAAUUCCAGGUAUUAGUAGUUAUGUGUUGAAAGAAUUGGCUGCUAUUCCAGAUGAAUCAUUCCAAUCUAACGAUCCUAUCGAAUUUGCCUUAUUCAAGUUAGAAGGUAAAGAUUCCACCAAAAUCUUGAAUAAGCGUGCUCUGCAGCUUAGUGAGAAAAGCCCUCGUGAUACCAGCUCUAGUACAAUCGAACCUGGGCCAAAUUCAACCGACGAAAUUCUAAAUGAAAUUGAAAACGCAAAUACUGAAGAUCUAAUCGACUUUUCCACUCAACAAGACAUAACUCAAGAGAUUCCCUUGACCCCUGUUAAAAGACGGGACGAAAAGAACCAAAUUCGUCCUUUGACACCAUUGAAACAGAGACUCAUCUUACACGAUCCAUUAACGUCAACUCCAAACAAUGACAGUGUCUUUUUCAAUCCAUCGAACUUCAAUAGCAAUUCAACCAGUCCAGCUCUUGCUUCACCCAAGAUCAUCCUCGAUAACUAUGCACCUUCAAAUGAUUAUUUAUCAGUAAGAAAAGUGAUGAGCUUUUCUUCUCACAUCUCAUUUGUCCUUGGUUUUGAUUCGCAAGCUCUUGCAAACCAUUUUACUAUUAUUGAGAAGGAUAUGCUACAAGAGAUCGAUUGGAAAGAGCUUAUUGAACUUAAGUGGAACAAGGAGCUCACUCCAGUCAAUAGUUGGUUGGAAAUUAUUGUCAACGAUCAAUACUACAACAAGAAUAAAGGAGUAAAUUUGAUCAUUGCAAGAUUCAAUUUGAUGGUGAACUGGAUAGUAUCGGAAAUAAUCUUAACAAGGAGUCAAAAGGAAAGGAUUGCAAUUAUUUCAAGAUUCAUUCAUAUUGCUCAAAAGUGUUAUUCUUUACAAAACUAUUCCACUUUAAUGCAAAUCAUCUUGGGAUUAACUUCUGAAAAGGUUCAAAAGCUUCGUGAGACCUGGAAGAAUCUCCCUCCAGGUGAUAUUUUGAUGUUGAAGAAUUUGGAAGAGCUUGCUUCUCCAUUGAAAAACUUCUUAAAUAUCAGAUUAUGCAUUAAUCAAAUGAAACCAUCAAAGGGAUGUAUACCUUUUGUGGGCUUAUACUUGAGUGAUCUUAUUUUCAAUGCUGAAAGACCAACUUUCAUCAAGCAAAAGAAAACUACCAAGGAAGAGGAGACAUUCUCACCUAAUACAUCCAAGAAUCUCGAUUCUGAUGUUUCCGAGUCAACAAUUAAUACAACUAGGGAGGUUGAGAAGGUUAUCAAUUUCUCUAAGUUCAGAACUUCGGUCCAUAUUGUUAAGUCAUUGUCCCAGUGUAUUGAGUGGUCAUCUUACUAUGAGUUGGAGCCCAAUGCUGAGUUGUUAUCGAAAUGUUUGUAUAUUAAGUCGUUGGAUGAGGAGGAGAUGAAUUACUGUUUGAGUAAUUUG